AUCUCUGGGUGAGACAAUGACAACAUGGGGUUGUUUUGGUGACAUGGAAUAUACGUUUUACGAUACUAUUGCUCCGCUACGGUGUUUUUUUCUUUUUCAAUGUUCGCGAUAAGAAACGAAGAAUCGGAUCUAAGUCGCUAACUCUCCUCUGCGAUUUUAUUACACCCAGCCCCUUCAGUAGAAACCAUUGAUUCUUUCAAGAAGCGUGGCUUAGAGCAGCGCCAUGUCUAAGCAGCCGGCGACGGACCAGUGGCUGCUGCAGUUCCUCACGUACGAGGACUACUUGGACUCGCUGGUGACGGCACACGACCUGCUGUACCUGCGCUCCAGGGAGGCGGCCCGCACCAUCGCGGAACUGGGAUACAGGAACCCCAACACUCUGUCGCGGGAGCAGUUCGAGCACCGGCGGCGCGCGGCCGCGCUCUUCCAGACGCCGGCGCUGCUGGAGCAGCGGGACUGCUCCCUGCUGGCCGGGCCCAUCUCAGACCCGCUGCUCGUCGCGCUCGCCGACCGCGAGAGGGCCAACCGUCGAGGGGACCUCGCUGCGCCUGCGGCACGUGAGCCCAGCGUCCGCUACAUAAGGGGAAGGCGGCCCGGCUGGGGCGCACACCUCUGGGCGAUGGCGCUGGCGGAGGCGCUGCUGCUGCUCCUGGCGGCGUCCCCGGGUACCAGCGACGUCACUUACCGGACGUGCCACUGCUUCUCCCGCGACAACCGAGUGAACGCGGACCGCCGGCUGUGCUCUGUAGACGAGGAAAAUAAGGCGCUAUCUACGUGCACAGAUGAGUUGGUUCCGCGCUUGCCACGUACGUACGUCUAUGUCGCGCCACAAGGACUUUUCGCCGUCUACCGAUUUCACCGGAGGUACCACCAUGCAAGGAUUUACUGCGAGCAGGAAGGAGGCCGACUAGCAGUGCCAGAGAGUAUGAAUGUAUACAAAAAACUGCAGAAGCUGAUAAAAGAUGAGGUCGAUAAGCUUGCUUAUAUAGGUGUGCAAGACAUGGAGACUGAGGGAACGUGGAAGGACAUUGAUGGUAACAGACCGCCGCUCUUGCCUUGGAGGAAGGGCGAGCCCGACAACUAUGUCGACGAGGACUGCGGUGUGAUCCACCCCGAUGGCGGCCUUCUGGACGACGGAGCCUGCUGGAUGUUUCGGCCCUUCGUGUGCGAGCGCCGCUUGCAGAAGCCGGUACCGUCCGGGUACACGUGGAGCAGGCAGGCCCAAAAGUUCUACAAGAUCCUCAGUCAGGAGAAAACCUUCCUGGAAGCGAGGAGAGUCUGCGAACAAGACGGCGGCGCCCUGCUGUCGAUCGAUACGAACAUCGAGGCGCAUUAUGUGUUACGGUUGUUCCCCGCCACUCGGUUCGACCCCUGGGUGGACCUCAACGACGACGCGGCCGAAGGCCUUUUUGUGGACAGCAGAGGGCAACCCCUGGAGUCGAAGGAGUUCCAUUUCUGGAGGCUCGGCGAACCGGAUAACGGCGCCGGGCACGGGCCCCACAACUGCGUCAUCCUGGUCGGCCUCGGCUAUUACGUGGACGUCUCGUGCGAAGACACGCAGCCCGUCGUGUGUGAGCUCACCCCGUACUAGCGAGCGGCUGCGCUGUCUCUUCCCAGCACAGGGCGGCCGUGUCGUCUUUUUAACCCUCGGCGAUAGUGGAGUAGGACAUGGCAAAACUGAAAGUGCCUCUUGCCGUAAAUAUUUGAAUAGCGCAGAAAUAAUUGCUGCUGCCUUGAGUGCCCCAAAUUACUUACAGUUAAAAAUAAUUGGAUGUGCGCUUUCAACUGUUGUUCACUAAUGUAAACCUCGAUUUUGGUCAUCAGUCUACAAUAAAACCGAAUAAAGAAAAUGGUAAAA
This is a messenger RNA of Schistocerca gregaria, 1858 nucleotides long. Its product is annotated as macrophage mannose receptor 1-like. The transcript has 8 exons. The record is from RefSeq and is a predicted model, not a curated record. The coding region runs from base 224 to 1591 and encodes 455 amino acids. Lineage: Eukaryota; Metazoa; Arthropoda; Insecta; Orthoptera; Acrididae.